This is a messenger RNA of Blastocystis hominis, 601 nucleotides long. RefSeq lists its product as hypothetical. Bases 76 to 543 code for a protein of 155 amino acids. Gene Ontology annotation, biological process: vesicle-mediated transport. The record is from RefSeq and is a predicted model, not a curated record. Lineage: Eukaryota; Bigyra; Opalinata; Blastocystidae. The transcript has 4 exons.
GCGAAACAGAUCGAAGCCAAGUUCGAGACUUAUGUGGGAACGCUGCCUUCGGCGGAGCAGCAGAAAGCGCAGGAAAUGCUCAAAGCGUAUCGCUACAUUUUGUCCUCCAAAAUGACCAAGUCGAUGUCAGAACGGAACCUUUUGUCCAACGACAACUCGAUUCGAAGCUCCAUCUUCAAAGCCACCUCGGGCUUCUUGAACUUUGCGAAGGCGGGAGUGAAGGGAAUUCUGGGCGACGAGGAUCGCAGUGUCGUCGUGCAAAUCGUGGACGAAUUGGUGAAUGGAAGAUCGUCCUCACUGACAGAGUCCUUCGGGUAUUACGACCCUGCAACGGGGCGAACCAUCAUGCCGAGCGAUGGGGGAAAGAUGAGCUUUGAAGAUGUGAUCGUGUUCAUGGUGGGAGGCGGAAACUACAGCGAAUACCAGCACUUGCAGAUGUAUGCAAAGAGCCAGAACCCAGCGAGAGUGAUUCUGUAUGGAAGCACCGAUAUCUGCCCGGCCAAUCAGUUCAUUCCAGAAUUGCAGAUGUGCUUCAAGGAAUAAGGGACGGGAUGAAAGCAGGAUGGAGAUGUGAAUAGGAAUAGGAAUAUAGGUAGAAUAC